AUAUUGAGAGUUUGGUGGGAGAGGAGAAGAAAAAAAAAAACCAAGAGAGGGUAGGAAUUAUCGGAAGUUUGACUUUAUGGGCUUGCGUUGGGUUUGGUGACAGAGAGAGAGAGAGAGAGGGAAACUCUGGAUUCUACCUCCUACCGUCCUUCGUGACGGUCCUCUUCCUUCGACCUCUUCAGGUAAAUUGACACGUGAUGAUGCCUGGAGGGUAGCUGUUUGGCUAGUACGGAUGUUUGGAAAUGGUUUUUGAAGGUGAUCUUGAUUUGAAUCUUGAGGUUCCUGGUACAUUUUUUGAGACAUGGAAAGGAUUUGUAUCUUGCCAAGUUGCUUCCAGUAUUGGUUGCUUUUAUCCCAACAAGUGCUUGACCGCCAAUUCUUCAUCCAUAGAGACUUUAUUCCUUUUUCUUUUGUCAAUUGCACCUAGUCUUUUGUGUUGCGUUAAUGAUCGGCACAGUGUACUCAAUGCUUGUUUCUUCUGAGACCAGUGCAGCAUCUUUGGGGAACACGUAUGAGGCUGAAGUAUAUGGAUUAAUGUGUGAAUUUUGGAUGCCUGCUUCUCAAGUAUUAAAUAAGCAAUUGCUUUGAAGAACUGUAGACAACACUUAUUUACAAUUGAUGUGUUGUUGUUUCUAAAGGAUAUUGGUGGCCACAAAAUAUUUUUUACCUGACAAUUCUGAAACUAUGUAGAUUAGAUGAAGUGGCUAUUAUUGAACUCCUCAAGUCUUGGGUCGUGAUGAGUUUAGCAGAAGAUGAAUGUUGCUUUGAUCAAUCAUUCUGAAACUAUGUAAAUAAGUUCUCCAGGACUUGCUUGGUUCCACCACAUGCAUCUUGCUACCACUACAAAGCUGUGGGUCUAUUAAUCAAUAAGGCUAUGCUGUCUUUGCAUGAACAAUUUAUGUUUUUUAUAUCAUUGCCGUGACAGUGAAUUGACAGUGAACUUUCCGGACCAUCUAAUAUCCGUCAACAUUUUGUACGUUUUUAUUGGCAUUGUUUGCUAGGGAUAAAUGUCAUCUAUCUUUAUCUUGUUUGCCAUUUCUUUUUGAAUAAGAGCUGCUUUGGGUUCUUUGGGAAAAUGGAGAGGUACAAGUUAAUUAAAGAAGUUGGUGAUGGAACAUUUGGGAGUGUUUGGAGAGCCAUUAAUAAGCAAAGUGGUGAAGUUGUUGCAAUAAAGAAAAUGAAGAAGAAAUAUUACUCUUGGGAGGAGUGUGUAAACUUGAGAGAAGUCAAGGUAUCACAUUUUGAAUCUUUCCUUAGUGUUAUUAUCCAUAUAUUUAUUCUCUUAUUUCUCCUAUGGCAGUCAUUGCGAAAAAUGAACCAUCCAAAUAUUGUGAAGGUGAAGGAAGUUAUUCGAGAAUGUGACACUCUGUGCCUUGUUUUUGAGUAUAUGGAAUACAACCUGUACCAACAAAUGAAAAACAGGGAAAAACUGUUUUCUGAAAAUGAUGUCAGAAAUUGGUGUUUUCAAGUUUUCCAAGGUUUAGCUUACAUGCACCAGCGUGGAUACUUUCACCGUGAUCUGAAGCCAGAGAACUUGCUGGUCACUAAGGAUAUCAUUAAGAUUGCUGAUUUUGGCCUAGCCCGAGAGAUCAGUUCACAACCACCCUAUACUGAGUAUGUCUCCACACGGUGGUAUCGUGCUCCUGAAGUCCUACUUCAGUCCCAUUUAUAUGGAUCUAAAGUCGAUAUGUGGGCAAUGGGUGCUAUUAUGGCUGAGUUGUUCACUCUACGUCCUCUAUUCCCCGGUACCAGUGAAGCAGAUGAAAUCUACAAAAUAUGCAGUGUAAUAGGUAGUCCCACAACUGAAUCUUGGGCAGAUGGACUCAAGCUUGCCAGGGAUAUCAACUAUCAGUUUCCGCAGCUUGUCAGUGUACAUCUCUCUGCUCUGAUCCCAUCCAGAAGUGAUGACGCAAUUAACCUUAUUAGCUCACUUUGUUCAUGGGAUCCCUGCAAGAGACCAACAGCAUCAGAGGCUCUUCAACAUCCUUUCUUUCAGAGUUGCUUUUACAUUCCUCCAUCCCUUCGCACAAGAGCUGUGGCCAGAACUCCUCCAUCUGCUGGGACCAGGGGUUCACUGGACCGGCAGGGACUCAAGAGAUAUUCUAGUGCUUUGCCUAAUACAAACUUCACAAACAAUUUUUCUUCCCCAAAAUUACAUGCUUCUAUAGCUUCAGGUGUGCAACGGAAGCUGGAUUUGGCAACCGAGGAUGGCAUUAAGAACAAGAAGUCAUUGAAGACUACUCAACAAUCAAAAUAUCGAUUUCCAGGAAAAGACAGCCCGACUUCUAUGAACAAGGGAAGGACUGCACGCGGGGUUUCAGAAAGCGCUGAAAAGUUGGCCAAUAUGUCCAUCGGUACGCGAAGACAGUCCAUGGGACAAAGCCGUCCAUCGCCUGCAAUGAAGGCGGGAGUCAAUUGUAUAUCUGAAUCUGGAAACUUCGUACUCAGAUCCGGCCAACAAAAUCCAACAACUGGGAGAAAUUUGACUAGAAAAGUUGUUGGCUGAGAUGACUUUGGAGAAUUGUGCCAAUAGACAUCGAUAGAUCCAUAUAUUAUGGAUUUGUACCUGCCCUGCUUAGUUGGUGAUGGUUUUCGUUACUAUUACGGGUUUUUUUCAUAUCAGUUGUGCCGAAGUGUUUAUAUAAAAGCUUCUUCAUUAAUGGUGCUCAACAAGUACCAGUGUCACUGAACAUACCGACAUCAUUUUUUAUAUAUUUUAAGAAUCAGGUUUUCCAAAAGUAUAAA
Molecule: messenger RNA, 2745 nt
Organism: Vigna radiata var. radiata (mung bean)
Lineage: Eukaryota; Viridiplantae; Streptophyta; Magnoliopsida; Fabales; Fabaceae
Product: cyclin-dependent kinase F-3
Exons: 18
Coding region: 1076-2506 (476 amino acids)
Biological process (GO): intracellular signal transduction; protein phosphorylation
Cellular component (GO): nucleus; cytoplasm
Molecular function (GO): protein serine/threonine kinase activity; ATP binding
Source: RefSeq, a predicted model, not a curated record